AUGGCCGUCGACACGAGCUACCUGACCAGUCAGGUUAACAACAUUGUCGAGCAGCUCCAUGGCAUCUUUGAUGAGAUUGGAGUUCCCGCCCGCGAGCGCGACUCUCGCGAAGCAGAGCUCUUCAGCGCUCUGUCAGAGACUUUGAAUAAUCAUCUCAAGCUCGUUGAUGAAGAAAAAGAAGAAAUGACACAAGAGGCUCAGCGCCUGAUUACAACAAUACAACAAAUGGAGGCGUCACUAGGCGACGAAAGGGCCAAUGGCCAAUAUGAGCUUAACCGCGCCGACCUCAAGGUGACCUACCCCCUCAAUCGCUGUAUCGCCUUCCUGCGCGAGAAAAACGAUGCGAUGAGCCGCCUCCACCGUGAGCGCUUCGAGCAAGUCAAGAAACUUGUUGACGCUCUCGAAUCCUACUCAUCCCACCUCGAAGCUUCGUUCCUCACUAUUGAACUGCCUCCCACAGCCCCGGGGUCGACCAUUCCUCCCAGUUUCGAUCUUUCUCCCGAAUAUGUCACUGCCCUUGAUUCCGAAUUUAGCAGAGUCUACGAAGAGUACCACCGCCGCGUUUCAUUCGUCCAGACCACUUCUGAGGAGAUUAUCAAGAUGUGGGCUGAACUUGGAACUCCGCAGGUUCAAACCGAUUCCAACAUUGUUCAGAAUUAUCGCGAAUCUCCUGAGCAGCUAGGACUACACGAAGCCGAUCUUGCCAACCUGAUGGCAAAGCGCGACAAAUUGGUGGAGGAGAAGAAGGGACGUGAGCGCAAGAUCAAAGAGCUCCGCGCCAAUGUUGAGAGCCUCUGGGAGCGCUUCGGCGUCGAAGAGGCUGACCGCAAAGCCUUCCUUGCGGCAAACCGUGGCUGCGGUAUGCGCACAAUCAACGAAUUUGAGGAGGAGCUUGCACGUCUCAACGAAUUGAAGAAACAGAACAUGCACCUGUUUGUUGAGGACGCUCGCUGCCGUCUGCAGGAGCUUUGGGACACUCUCUACUUCUCCGAGGAAGAAAUGCUUGAUUUCACACCUGCUUUCUCAGAUGUGUGUAGUGACGCGCUGCUUGAGGCUCAUGAGGCCGAGAUCUCGCGCCUAGAAACGCUCAAGGAGCAGCGCGCCCCUACCCUGGAAUUGAUAGAGAAGCACCGCGGUCUGCUGGCGGACCGUGAGGCUCUGUCCUCUUCUAGCCAGGAUGCCUCCCGCCUUAUGGGCCGUGGCAACAAGGGUGAGAAGCGAGACCCUGAAGUGGAGCUCCGCAAAGAGCUAGAGCAUUGGGAAGACGAAUUCGGUCGACCAUUCCUCGUCCACGGUGAACGUUAUCUUGACAGCUUGACUCCUACGACCACAAGACCUCCACCUCGCUCCAAGACUCCCUCUGCGCCUCCCUCUACGUCCAAGAUUGGCUCCAUCCGUCAGCAGCCUCCGCCUCGUCCUGGCAGCUCUAUGCAGGGCCCUCGCCCCGCGAAGCACAACACUAUCGGAUAUGGUGCGAGUCGAUCAGGAGCGAAGUCACCCUCCAAGCUCCCGGCUCGUGCUCCAUUGAGCAACUUGCCUCAAGGAGGCAACUCACCUGAGCGUCGUACUGGACCUGGAUCCUACUCAUCCAGUACUAUCAACGGAAAGAUGCCCCCGCCUCGUGGACCACCUCCGCGGAUGCGCGCCUUGACUGUUGAGUCCAAGGAACGCAACAGCUACCUGUCGGAGCCGCCUCGUUGUAAUAGCGCUAUGUCGACGGCCUUUGUUCGUCCAGUGAGCCCUGAAGAUGUCUACGAUGACCGCCAACGGUCCUUUAUGAGUGCCUCUGUCAUGGGCCACUCACGACCAAAUAAGCUUUCCUCUCAUUCUUCGCAUUCUUCCAUGUCCUCCCUCAACUCGUCGCUCAACUCCUCGAUGCAGGCGUACCCAAGAAUGAAUCCUUAUCUUAACUCAGCACCGCCUCCCCCAGCUCUCCGUCAAACUUCGAACUCCACUACCACAACCACAGUGUCCGGAUCUGAGAACUGGGAGACCUUCGACGAUGCAUCUGAUGAUGAGCAUGAUGCUAGCGAUAUCUACUAUUCCAAGCUGCGGGCUGCACAAGGCAAGCGAUUUGCUCCCGACGACAGCAUGGAUAUGACCGGCAAGAAGUCCAAGGGCAUCCGAAGCGUCAGCCCCGAGGGUCCUCAUCCUGGCCAGACUCUCCGAGUUGCAGGUAGCGACAACGAGUGGACUGAUGAAUAUGAGACCUAUUAA
This is a messenger RNA of Penicillium maclennaniae, 2217 nucleotides long. Its product is annotated as putative microtubule associated protein (Ase1). The record is from RefSeq and is a predicted model, not a curated record. Gene Ontology annotation, molecular function: microtubule binding. NCBI's taxonomy places the organism in Eukaryota, Fungi, Ascomycota, Eurotiomycetes, Eurotiales, Aspergillaceae. Gene Ontology annotation, biological process: microtubule cytoskeleton organization; mitotic spindle midzone assembly. The coding region runs from base 1 to 2217 and encodes 738 amino acids. Gene Ontology annotation, cellular component: cytoplasm; spindle; mitotic spindle midzone. The transcript has 6 exons.